This is a messenger RNA of Uranotaenia lowii, 785 nucleotides long. RefSeq names its product troponin C-like. Gene Ontology annotation, molecular function: enzyme regulator activity; calcium ion binding. The transcript is spliced from 4 exons. Lineage: Eukaryota; Metazoa; Arthropoda; Insecta; Diptera; Culicidae. The record is from RefSeq and is a predicted model, not a curated record. Bases 229 to 684 code for a protein of 151 amino acids.
CGGCUCGCGGUUAAUUGACUCAUCACUCGUCCUGCCUAUCUUGUGGCCGCCGAUUGUGGGUGGGAUCAAACGGAUCAAGCUUCUGGAUCCGAUCGGGACGUUUUGCUUGAGUCGGGAGUGGAUUCAAGAGUAUCGUUAGUGAAAGUUGUCCAGCGUUGUUCUGGAAAAGUGCGAAUCUGAUCAAGUUUCCCUCUUGUGUUCGACUUCAACCAAAACCACUAAUUAAUAAUGGAGGAUGAGGAGCAGCGGUUGGCCAUCAUGCGCAAAGCAUUCCAGAUGUUCGACACUACCAAGUCGGGCUUCAUCGAGACCAUCAAAAUUUCCACCAUCUUGAAUACGCUGGGGCAGCAGUUCGACGAGGGUGAACUGCAGGCGAUGAUCGACGAGGAAGAUCCGGAGGACACCGGGAAGGUGAACUUCGACGGAUUCGCCAGCAUUGCCGCCAACUUCCUGAUAGAGGAGGAGGAUGCCGAAGCGAUGGAAAAGGAACUGAAGGAAGCCUUCCGGUUGUACGAUCGGGAGGGCAACGGUUAUAUCACUACUAGCACAUUGAAGGAAAUUCUGGCCGCUCUGGACGAUAAGCUGUCGAACGAUGACUUGGACGGAAUCAUCACCGAAAUCGAUCAGGACGGAUCCGGAACUGUUGAUUUCGAUGAAUUCAUGGAGAUGAUGACCGGUGAAUAAAUCCACUCGAUACGGGUCAGUUCAACUGUAGCAUGGAUUAACUCUGAAAUGAAAAGAAAACACCAACAAAAACCGACAUAGCGAAUGUAGAGUGUUCCCGC